Cucumis melo (muskmelon) is the source of this 1988-nucleotide messenger RNA. RefSeq lists its product as uncharacterized. The coding region runs from base 554 to 1561 and encodes 335 amino acids. The transcript is spliced from 2 exons. The record is from RefSeq and is a predicted model, not a curated record. NCBI's taxonomy places the organism in Eukaryota, Viridiplantae, Streptophyta, Magnoliopsida, Cucurbitales, Cucurbitaceae.
CUAAAACGUAUUUGUAAAAAUCUCGGUUUGAUAUUCUCUCGAUUACUGUUGCCGAUUCUUGAGGCACUUGCCCUAACACCUACCACUCGUUCAAUCGGGUAACAAUUCUUAUUUCUUCCCCAAUUGAUCGGUGGAUUACACUAUAUUUCAAUUGCUCGACCGCCCCAAAAGCAACCAGCUGAUUAUAAUUCUUCUAACUGUUCCGAUUCCAUUUCUCAGCUGGGUUCGCUGUUAAGAUCUCCUGCUUGAAUAUGUGUUGUAUUGGGAGGGAGAUUCAUGCCAAGUGUGCUACUGCAACCUUACUCGAUUUAUUGAUUGGUAGUUUGAGCCUUGAUAUUUAUUUGUCCUGCGCUUGAUAUUUAUUUGUCCUGCGCUAACAUGCAUUAUAACAUGUGAAUUGCCCCAAAACUCUCAUCUUGAUAGUACAGUUCAGCACAACUUGUUGUUGGUCAUGCAUGCUCUAAAUAGCAAUUUCUUUCUUUUCUCUUCUUUUUCGUUAGACUUUUUCAGAUAAUGGAAGCAUAGUUGGUAUCGACAGUUUGUUGGACUAACUAUGAAUCAAGCUGUGGUAUCAGCAUCAUAUCCUACAUAUAUUACCAUACCCCACUACCACCAUAAAAACUUCAAGACAUCCAAGUCCUCAAAGGUGCUCAAUGCAUCAACUCUCCAUUCGCUUUUUAUGCAUUCUAGACGUCCUCCAAUUUGUUGCACACAGACAAAUCCUUGGGAACCUGCACCUGUCACAUUUGCUCACAACAAUAAAGAGGAUGAGACCUUCUUGAAGAAAACCGACAAUAUUUUUGAAAGUCUAAAUGCUGAUAGAACAACUGAAGUUUCGGAAGUAGAGACUAAAGAACUUGUGGAGGCAAGUAAUCAACCAGAGUUGGUGCAUUUGCAGAUUUUCAAAUGGCCAAUGUGGCUUUUGGGGCCUUCUCUUCUCUUAACAACAGGGAUGGCCCCAACAUUGUGGCUUCCUAUGUCAUCUGUAUUUCUCGGUCCCAAUGUAGCCAGCCUUCUCUCUUUGAUUGGACUUGACUGCAUCUAUAACCUUGGUGCUAUGCUUUUUCUUCUCAUGGCUGAUGCUUGUGCACGGCCUAAAGAACCAAUAAAACCCAUGAGCAGUGAGGCUCCUUUCAGUUACCAAUUCUGGAACAUACUUGCUAAUGUGGUUGGAUUUAUGAUCCCUUUAGUGAUGUUUUAUGGAUCUGAAAGUGGGUUGGUUCAACCCCAUCUGCCUUUCAUCCCCUUAGCAGUUCUAUUGGGUCCCUAUAUUCUGCUCCUUUCAGUACAGAUUUUGACCGAAAUGCUGAUAUGGCACUGGCGAUCCCCUGUGUGGCUGGUUACUCCAAUUGUAUACGAAGGUUAUCGAGUUUUGCAGCUGAUGAGAGGGUUGAAACUUGGGGCUGAGCUCAGUGCACCGGCCUGGAUGAUGCACACAAUGAGAGGAUUGGUUUGCUGGUGGGUGCUCAUACUUGGUAUUCAGCUCAUGAGAGUAGCUUGGUUUGCGGGUAUAGCUGCCUCCCUAUCUCAUAAGCAGGAAAUUGUCACUAAUGGUUCGUGAUACCGCCAAUCUAUCACAUAAAGGUGAGUUUAGGAUGACUUUUGAGAAAAGAAAAAAAAAAUGUUUUUAAGCAAACACACUACUUCUAGAAGAAGCACGACCAAGUGCUUUACUUAAUACUACUAAAACCAAAGUCUAGUGUUCUUAAAACUCCAAAUGAUUCCAUACCUAUCCUUAAUAAAUAGGAUAUACUUCUAUUUUGAUAUGAGAUUUGUACAGAAUUAAAGGUCUUAAAGACGUGCCGCAAAGAAGUUUAGAAAUAGGCAUAGUACUAUACGAAAACUAGGGAGACAUAGUUGUUGUAUAUGUUGCCUGUUCUUAUUACUCACAGAAUUAGUAGUUUAUGAAAGAUUGUAAUAUAUAAAAAGAACAUAAUAUUUUGUUGUUUGUUAGUUUGAUAUAAAUGAAUCACAAAAUUAAUUCUGGC